AUGGAGAAAGUUAACAGAUGGCGCCUUUCGCUCGCUGAAGUUUCAAGGUUUCCAGGAUACCAUAUAUCAAAGAGCAGGUAUGAUCUGGACACUGUGCAAGAAAUUGUGGAGGAUAUGGCAGCAAAGUUAAAAAGAAAAGUGUUUCUCUUAGGGAGUUAUCUGUUUGGAAUAGAUUCUGCUGUAACAGAGAUAUAUCAAAUGCUAAGACUAGAGUCAAUUGAUGUUCGCGUUGUUGUGAUAUGUGGGAUGGGUGGAAUUGGGAAGACCACAAUUGCCAAAGCUUUCUGCAACAAAUAUUCCAACAGAUUUCAUAUCAACUGCUUUAUUCAAAAUGAAUAUCAGCACUCACAAGGAGGUGGUAUGCUUGCUUUACUUGAGCAAAUGUCAGCUCAACUUCACAGAAUAGGGACUUACAGGGUCACAGAUGUUCAAGGGGAAAUAAGAAUAAUAAAAGAUAUUCUUUCUUCUCAGAAAGCUCUCAUUAUUUUGGAUGAUCUGCUCCAACAAAGCACUUUGCUGCUGCUACGAACGCUGCACAACAAUUUUUCACCUGGAAGUAGAAUUCUUAUUACUACAAGAGAUAGGAAGCUGUUAAAUCAGUUAAAAAUAGAUAUGCCAGAAGUAGAUAUAUAUAUGGUGAAAGCAUUGGGGCGAAAUGAUUCAUUGAAGCUCUUUAGCUCACAUGCCUUCGGAAUGACAAUGCCGCCUGAAAGGUUCAGAGAACUCUCAGCAAGCUUUGUAACUUAUGCUGAUGGUCUUCCAGUAGCUCUCACUCUGUUGGGUAGGUCUUUGUACGGUAGAAACGACGUGUCGCUCUGGAAACUUGAACUCGAACAAGUUCUAGAAAGACCACAGGAAGAUAUACAGAAAAUCCUUCAACGGAGUUAUGAUGCAUUAGAUGAGAAUGAGAAGGCAAUCUUUCUUAAUAUUGCAUGCUUUUUCGUCGGAGAGGACAUAUAUGAGGCUUUUCAUUUAUUCAAAUCUCGUAAUUACUUCCCACAAGUUAGCAUACCGAUUCUAGUGGAAAGAUGUCUUCUAACAGUUGAUAGAAACAACAAGUUUCAAAUGCAUAAUCUUAUCCAAGUAAUGGGAAGGGAACUUGCGAAGAGUAGAAAACAUCUGUUGUUAAAAGGCAAGGAGCGCUACUUUGCCGUACAGAAGUAUAAGUCUGAAGCUGAUAUUAUGGAGGCAACUUUAGAUCUUGAUGGUGAUACCAGAGAAGGAGAUACAAGAUAUCCUUUAACUGAGUUACGAGAAUAUGGAUAUGAGGAGAAAGUUCAGCACAACCGAAAAUCUAGCAGGGAGUUUCUUUGUGCUGGACGAACUGAAAAUACUUCAGCUCAACCAGUAGAGGAAUACCCCCAAAAGGAUUAG
Daucus carota subsp. sativus is the source of this 1374-nucleotide messenger RNA. Its product is annotated as disease resistance protein RUN1-like. The transcript is spliced from 4 exons. The record is from RefSeq and is a predicted model, not a curated record. Gene Ontology annotation, biological process: defense response. The coding region runs from base 1 to 1374 and encodes 457 amino acids. Lineage: Eukaryota; Viridiplantae; Streptophyta; Magnoliopsida; Apiales; Apiaceae. Gene Ontology annotation, molecular function: ADP binding.